CGACUUCCCACAUAAUAGCCACAAUGUCGUCUUGCGCUGACGAGGCGGGCGGCCACGGCCACAGCCACGACCAUCACGGCCACGACCACGGCCACGACGGGCACGACCACGACGUGCCGCUUGAAGCUGGGCCGUCGGACUCGCUCUACGGCGUCAUUGACACGGAGCACGUCGUUGCGCUCAAUGCUGCUGGUGGGGGCGAGCAGGGGCGCGUGGUGAUCAAGGACUGGGCGAGCCGCGAGGACGAGACCAAGUGGCUCGAGAGCGAGCUCGACGACUCUCUCAUCUUGCAGAUUCCAUUCACUGCCAGCGUCGCGUUGAGAUCAAUCACCCUCAAGGCCGGGCACGGCGGCUUCUGCCCAUCACAUAUGCGCGUGUUUGCCAACGCCCCAGGACUCGACUUUGCCGACGCCGAGAGCAAGCAGCCCACACAAGAGUUUGAAGUCGUCCAGGUGCGCGAGGGCGCAGAGUACCAGGUCAAGGCGGCAAAGUUCGCCUCGCUCACCUCGCUCGCGCUCCACUUCCCACACAACGAGUCGGAGGGCGACGACGAGGAGACGACGCGGGUAUACUACGUCGGCCUGCGGGGGAGCCACCGGCCCCUGCCAGGGAGGCUCAACGCAAGCAUCGUGUACGAGGCCGCCCCGCGCCCGACCGACCACAAGCUCAAGCAGGGCGACUCGCUCGCUAGCACGCACCGUCAGGGCUUCUAGUUGUGAUGUAUGCAUGUGUGUAGUAACC
Molecule: messenger RNA, 741 nt
Organism: Vanrija pseudolonga
Lineage: Eukaryota; Fungi; Basidiomycota; Tremellomycetes; Trichosporonales; Trichosporonaceae
Product: PITH domain-containing protein
Exons: 7
Coding region: 24-713 (229 amino acids)
Cellular component (GO): nucleus
Source: RefSeq, a predicted model, not a curated record